Molecule: messenger RNA, 2467 nt
Organism: Anguilla anguilla (European eel)
Lineage: Eukaryota; Metazoa; Chordata; Actinopteri; Anguilliformes; Anguillidae
Gene: spata1
Product: spermatogenesis associated 1
Exons: 12
Coding region: 540-2045 (501 amino acids)
Source: RefSeq, a predicted model, not a curated record
AUCACGGACCACGUUUGCAUAGCCUUGGUAACUGGCAGUCCUGUCAUUUCUUUAGUCUGUUCCAAAACUUUCUCUUUCAUCUUCAUUUUGUAAAUAUUUUGUGUAUCUCCAAAUGCCUGACUACAGUGUUUUCCCUUAAUCACACUAAAAGCUAUAUGAUAAAGCGAACUUCUGAGGCGUAGGCAGUCAUUACGCCAACUUCCAAGGCUAUUUGCGAGAAUGACGCCUUGUACAUCAACAAUACUGUCUGUGUGUACCCUUACCCCUCACAAUUUCCGAAGGAACUGCCCUGCCAUAUAGGCGACUGUUUGAUUACACAGAUUGUUACUUAGCAGUCUGCUCCACUCCCUUCCCACUCACCAAGCCAACUGGCCAAACAUAGUCAUGUUUUUUGAUGGAAUAAUUAGUAGCCAUUAUUAUAUCAAAGCACCCGCUUUAUACAACAAACGGCAUGUAAAAUAUGGCUUCACUGCGACAUCACACGCUACAUUAGGUUCAUUUUAAUCGUGGAGUUUAUUGGAAUAACUUCAUCUGUCCACAUGAGCAGAAUUCCAGAAAAAGAAAGACCAACAACCGCAAGGUUGUUGGAGCUGCAUAUAUUCUAUGUACCAGAAGAAAAGUGGAAUUCAAAACUCAAUAAAGCUCCAAUUGAAGCCAUUGACGGCUUCAUAUCUGCCGGCUUUAUCAGAGUGUAUCCCAACAUAAGUUUAAAAACUCUCAGGGAUGAACUUGGUGGGCUUCUUGGGGCAGAAAAGUCAAUUGACAAUUUUUCAUUUUUGAAAUGUGUCGGUCGAAGUUUGGCAUUGGUCAAAGCCAAACAAGAAAGGGAACUGAAAGUGAAGUCCUUUGUCCCUCCAUUUGCCCCACAUCCAGAACUGUACCUGCUGCCCAUGGUGGAAAAUAGUGACAGUGUUCUCUCUGAUUCGCUCACACCGGAUAGGCAGAUUUACCGCACAGACCUUCACACGUACUCUGCCAAGAGUUCCCACGUGCCUACUGUGACAAAAAAGUCCUCAAAACUUCCCCAGAUCAAACACCAAGCACCCCAACGGCCUCCCCCAACACAGAUCAUGCAAGGUUUGGGGAGCUUCAGCUCUAGCGAUGAGAAGGAAGAUGUCCUCCACUCUCAAGAGCCAGGGUGGGAUGAAACCCGCAACCCCCCAGGGAGAGACCAGGAUCAGUCAGAAUCUGUUCUAGAACAGGAAGAAAUGGCUCCAGCAGCAGAGCCUCAAGCUAAAAGCAAUACCUACGUAAAGAUGGGCCCCCGUUUCCGGAAACACCCCACUAGAGAUUCUGGAGUUCCUGAGUCACUGGAGGAUUAUGAUUCUGGAUUCUCCCCCUCCAAAGCCAGGAACUCAAAUCGCUCUCAGCCGUUAAAGUACAUUAGCAAGAAAUCAAAUAAUCAGAUCCGGAGAAAUCCACCCCAUCUGCCCACUUCUGCACAGUAUUCCCCACCCCCUUCCUCAGCACUUCCUCAUCAUACCAUAGCAACGUGCAAACCCACUGCUUCUGUUUUCCUCACAGAUAGAGAGGAGUUGAUUGAGCAGAUUAAAUUGGUGAAAGAAGAGCGGAAGCAUCUUGAAAGGACUCGACAAGGCCUGCUGCGAAAAGGCAAAGACCUACUGGCACAGAACAGAUACCGUAGGAUGAAUGCGCGAGACAGCUGGAAGAGGAAGUACUUUGAUACAAAGAAGGCCACAGAACACCUGGAGAGCACUCUAAAAAGUCUCAGACAGGACUUGGAAGCAUUUUAUCACAAACUGCUCCAACAGCUGCAGGCACGGGAUGGCAGGCACAAAACCAAACACCUGGGGAAACCUUACGCCAAGAAUGAACUCAUCAUCCAGAUUAUUUUGGAGAGCCAUGAAAUAGACAAGCUGAAAAAGAAAGUGGAUGAUGCCAAAAUGAAACUGGUCACAGAGCUGAAGCUCAGGAAGCAGGCUGCAACUGAACUCCAGGCACUAAAAGCAGAGCUAAUACAGAAGGUCCAGUCUUCUCUCCCUGUCCCACACAAAAGCUCUGUGGGCAAUGGGUUUGGGUCCUAGAGCAGGUUGAGUUAGCUGGGCAUUUCAAGUAAAUCUCUGUGGCUUCAACUCUUAUCAUAAGGAACUAAGAAUUAAGGUUUUUUUCUGUGUGAAGAGGCUGUUUUUAUCAAAAGGUAAUCAGUGCUCAAUAAUUCCAAACAACUUCUGUCAUGUCAAACCCACUGACAUACAAGCGUUAUUUCUUCUACAACUUGUUAAUCACUUGGAUUUUUACACUACAGGUUAUAAAUAAGCAAUUGAGGUUUUACUAUAUGAUUUCAAGAUGUUUUAUUCAACAGUUUAUUAAAGGUUUUGCAUUAAAACCUUAUUGUUAUCUUAUUACAUGAAUGAAGUGCAUAAUCAAGGUAAAUUUGUUUGCGAAAUUAUAUUUAUCAUUAUGUUCAAAAUAUUCAGCAUAAAGCAUUAAACAGAAACAAAUUCAG